AUGGGCGAGGAAGCAAUGGUCGUGCCCACCGUGGCAGCAGCAGCAGCGACAACGAGCGGCGCCCCGCCGCACCUGCUCCUAAUCUGCUUCCCUGACCAAGGCCACGUGAACCCGAUGCUCCGCCUGGCGAAGCGCAUCGCGGCGAAAGGUCUCCUGGUGACCUUCUCCUCGGUCUCCACCGUCGGCGCGAAGCUGGCCACGUCCAGGGGCGUGUCGGCCGGCGGCGACGGCGUCGCCCUCGGCCGGGGACGCGUCCGGUUCGAGUUCGUCGACGACGAGGACCUCGGCCCUGACCUGGACGACCUCAUGCGGCACCUCGCCAAGGAAGGACCGCCGGCGUUCGCGAAGCUGCUGGCGCGGCAGGCGGCGUUCAGGGUAGGAUGA
Sorghum bicolor (sorghum) is the source of this 384-nucleotide messenger RNA. RefSeq names its product putative UDP-glucose glucosyltransferase. The record is from RefSeq and is a predicted model, not a curated record. The transcript has a single exon. Bases 1 to 384 code for a protein of 127 amino acids. Lineage: Eukaryota; Viridiplantae; Streptophyta; Magnoliopsida; Poales; Poaceae.